ACAAAGAGGUUAUGAGUUAUGACUUAUGUCAUCCCUAAUAUUUAAAACAAAAUAAUCAUCACCAAUCACCUUCUUCCUUACAAAUUCGUCAGCUAUGACUUCAAAUUGGACGUUUAUCACCAAAGAUUCUCAGAUUCAUCGAAGCUCAGUCAUCCACUUCAUCAAACAUCAUAUACUCCCUUCUCCAGUGAAGUGAAGGAGAGGGAGACGAUGAAAGACUUUGUAGAAGAAGAUGAAAUCACAUCUCCACUUCUUUUGAAGAACACCCAAAUCGAUGGAUCCACCUCCACCUCCGCCGCGCCGGAGGAGAACUCGCCGAUAGAGCAAGUUGCUCUCACGGUUCCGGUGACAGACGACCCGAGUUUACCGGUGGUUACGUUCAGGAUGUGGACGCUCGGGACAGUCGCCUGCGUGCUACUUUCUUUCCUCAAUCAAUUCUUCUGGUAUCGCCGUGAGCCUCUCUCGAUAACCUCGAUUUCAGCUCAGAUCGCCGUCGUCCCUCUUGGCCACCUCAUGGCGGCGACCAUUACUGAUAGGGUUUUCUUCCAGGGAAAGAAGUACGAAUUCUCACUCAACCCCGGACCUUUCAAUGUGAAAGAACAUGUGUUGAUCACGAUCUUCGCCAACUCCGGCGCCGGAAAUCCUUACGCGAUUCAUAUUGUGAGCGCCGUGAAGAUAUUUUACGGCAAGACGUUGACUUUUUGGGUGUCGUUGAUUGUGGUGGUGACGACGCAGGUAUUGGGGUUUGGUUGGGCCGGGAUCUUCCGUCGGUAUUUGGUGGAGCCGGCCGCCAUGUGGUGGCCUCAAAAUCUUGUCCAAGUUUCCCUCUUCAGGGCGUUACAUGAGAGAGAGAAGAGGCCAAAGGGUGGGUUAACUCGCAAUGAGUUUUUCCUAAUUGCCUUCAUUUGCAGUUUUGCUUACUACGUCCUCCCAGGAUACCUUUUCCCAAUGCUUUCCUCCCUUUCAUGGAUAUGUUGGAUCUACCCGAAAUCCGUAUUAGCCCAACAAAUCGGGUCGGGCCUCCAUGGGCUUGGUGUGGGUGCCAUCGGGUUCGACUGGUCCAGUAUCUCCUCUUACCUCGGUAGCCCACUGGCUAGCCCAUGGUUCGCCACUGCCAACAUUGCUGUUGGCUAUGGUCUAGUCACCUAUGUCAUAACCCCUCUUGCAUACUGGUUCAAUGUCUAUGAAGCAAAACGGUUCCCAAUCUUCUCAGAUGACCUCUUCACCUCAACCGGUCAACCCUACAACACCUCAGCCAUUAUUGACUCAAAUUUCCACUUUGACUCAGUUGCUUAUGAGCAAGAAGGUCAAAUUUAUCUUAGCAUCUUCUUCACCAUGGCUUAUGCUGUUAGCUUUGCGUGUCUCACUGCUACUGUGGUCCAUGUGUUGGUGUUUCAUGGGAGAGAAAUAUGGGAUCUAAGUAAGUCGGCAUUUCAAGAAAAGAAUAUGGACGUGCAUAGUAGGCUUAUGAGACGAUAUAAACAAGUGCCACAGUGGUGGUUCACUUGUAUUCUGUUGACAAAUAUUGUAGCAACGUUAUUCGUAUGUGAAUAUUAUAAAACUCAACUUCAAUUACCAUGGUGGGCGUUCUUGUUGGCAUGUGGACUUUCGUUUUUUUUCACACUUCCUAUAGGUGUCAUCACUGCCACAACAAACCAGACACCGGGGUUGAAUGUGAUUACGGAGUACAUCAUAGGAUACUUGUACCCAGGAUACCCUGUGGCCAACAUGUGUUUUAAGGUUUACGGAUACAUUAGUGUGAAACAAGGGAUCGCGUUUUUACAUGACUUCAAACUCGGACAUUACAUGAAGAUCCCUCCAAGAUCAAUGUUCAUGGCUCAGAUAUGCGGGACACUGAUAUCAGCACUGGUGCACUUAGGAACCGCAUGGUGGCUAAUGGACACAGUCCCAAACAUAUGUGAAAGAGCCUUGCUGCCCCCGGGCAGCCCAUGGACCUGCCCGGGUGACCAUGUCUUUUAUGACGCCUCAGUCAUAUGGGGUCUAAUUGGUCCCCAAAGAAUCUUUGGUAAUCUAGGCUACUACAACUCCAUAAACUGGUUCUUUUUAGCAGGAGCAAUUGCUCCUAUUCUAGUUUGGCUCUUACACAAGGCUUUUCCUACUCAAAACUGGAUUAAACUCAUCACAACACCAGUUUUAUUAGGUGCAACAAUUAACAUGCCUCCUGCCACUUCUGUGAACUACAACAGUUGGAUUAUUAUUGGUUUUUUAUCGGGAUUUGUUGCCUAUAGAUACCAUCAUAACUGGUGGGGCCGACAUAAUUAUGUGUUGUCAGGGGCUUUAGAUGCAGGAUUGGCGUUUAUGGGGGUGUUGUUGUAUGUUAGUUUGGAUAUGGAGGGAGUUAGUUUAAAUUGGUGGGGAAGUAAACCGGAUGGUUGUUCUUUGGCUUCUUGUCCUGCUGCUAAAGGUAUUGUGGUUGAUGGAUGCCCGAUUGUUUGAUUUUGUAAUAUUAUUGUUGAAGGUGUAUGUAUAGAUUUGUAGAUGUGAUGUUUGUUGCUUUUCAUUUCACUAUUUACAAUAAUGUUGGAGUGUAAAUGUACAUUACAAGAAAAUCUGAAAUAGCUAUGGAUAUUUUUUGGUGGUGUUA
This is a messenger RNA of Lactuca sativa (garden lettuce), 2605 nucleotides long. RefSeq names its product oligopeptide transporter 7. Gene Ontology annotation, biological process: transmembrane transport. The record is from RefSeq and is a predicted model, not a curated record. NCBI's taxonomy places the organism in Eukaryota, Viridiplantae, Streptophyta, Magnoliopsida, Asterales, Asteraceae. Gene Ontology annotation, molecular function: oligopeptide transmembrane transporter activity.